This is a messenger RNA of Austrofundulus limnaeus, 1245 nucleotides long. Its product is annotated as cytosolic 5'-nucleotidase 1A. The transcript has 6 exons. Bases 121 to 909 code for a protein of 262 amino acids. Gene Ontology annotation, molecular function: nucleotide binding; magnesium ion binding; 5'-nucleotidase activity. The record is from RefSeq and is a predicted model, not a curated record. Gene Ontology annotation, biological process: adenosine metabolic process; nucleotide metabolic process. Lineage: Eukaryota; Metazoa; Chordata; Actinopteri; Cyprinodontiformes; Rivulidae. Gene Ontology annotation, cellular component: cytosol; cytoplasm.
AAAACAAAAGAAGAAGGAGGAGGAGGCCAGGCGGAAGCAAAACAAACCCAACUGCAUUAAGUUAGGCUUGUAGGCAAUUGCGAGAAUUAUUAAAUCACUUGUGUCCUACAGAGUGCAAACAUGGUGUCCAUGGUCCAGAACCAAGAUGUCCAACAGAAAGACUUGGACCAUGCUGUGGUUGUGGCUGUAACGUCCCGGGCACUUUUUGAAUCAGAGACCGAAGAAGAUGAUGGUCCUGCCUACAGAGGAGGUGUGGCUUUUCCUCUGCUACAGGCGCUGCAGAGAGUGAAUGAACAUCUACUGGAGAAAGAUCCUACUGAGUCUCUGCUGUUUGAUGUGGUCUUGAUGACAACCGACAGGCAGCAGCAGCAGCAGAGCUCUGGUUUCAUGAGCAGCACCAGACAUCAUGGUCUUGAAGUUAGCAGGUUUUGUUUUUCAAGUGAAGAGGACUUCGUGGAAAGUCUCCUGAAAAACAACAUUCAUGUGUUUGUGACGACGGAUGAAAACGAAGCGUUCCAGGCCAAUCAAAAAGGUGUUCUGUCGCUGCUGCUGGAUGAGAACUCAGCUUCCUGUCCAUCAGAACAGCUCAGAGUUUUGUUCUGUGAGAACUCUAUCAUCCGGCCCGGUUCUGGUCCAACAUCAUCCAGCAGAGAAGCUGCUCAGACUUUCUCGUCUCAGCUGGGAAAGAUGCGUCAGAAGUUGGAGACGUCCCACAGCCCUCUCUGCUUCACACUCGUCACGUUACACGGUGGGAAGGACCGCUGCUGUGGGGCCCUGAAGGCUCUGAGGUCCGUGGGCGUCAGCGUGGACGAGGCGUACUGCCUGGCCGGGGCCCCGCGGAGCCCCAUCCUGUCCCUGCUCCGACCUCACUUCCUGCUCAGUGACGGCUGCAGCGGCUCGGAGGAUUGAUGGAAGAAUGAUCAGUACCUGUCAGGAAAACCUCUGCCUUUAAACAAGAGUAGAAAUCCUCCGAAGGAAGCCAGAGUUUUAGAUCAUUUUCAUGAAGAGCCAGGCUGCUGAAAGUCCUUCAGUUCAUCCAACAAAGCUGCUUCCUGUUCACAGCUUCCUGCUUCGUGCUGAUUUUUAUUGUACCACUAGUUUUGUGCAGGCUGACUCCUCAUUACUCAUUGAAAAAUAUUCAGCUUUUAAUGCCCAUCUACAGUCUGGAUGUUUUUAAACCAGAGAUUUUCUGCUGUUUGAACACCUGAUUCACGCACAAAUAAAAAACGGAGCUACGGAAUAGUC